AUGAUGACAGGUGCAAAGAAGAAUAUAAACAGAAAAGAUAUUAUUUUUCAACAACGUGUUGAUUCACUUGCAUCGGAUUUUAAUCAAAAUAAAAUCAAUCUUGGUGAUUAUCUUCAAGGACUUUCUGUAUUAAUUGGAGCGAAAAUUCUUCGUGAAUUAUCCGAACAAAUUGUUGAACAAGAACAAAAUAAACAUAAUGAUUGUGAAAGUCAACGACCGAAAAAUUUAAUUACACCUCUUGUUUCAUCACUCAAUGAACAAGCGAAUGAUGAACAAAUAUCAUCUAGUCUGAUUCAGACAGAAAUAUUUGAUGAAGUUCUCAUGGCUAUCACAGCCGGUACCGAAACAACGUCAAAAGCGCUCUCAUGGUUCAUGUUCUAUAUGAGCAAACAUCCUCGAGUUCAACAAAGAAUUAAACAAGAACUCAAAGAACAUGACCUUGUCAUGGGAGACAAUGCACAUUCAUCAUCGCUGAGUAUAGAAACACUCGAAUCACUUGUUUACUACGAUUGUGUCCUUCGAUUAGCACCUGUGAUCGGUAUUACAACACGUAGAGCCAUACGUGAUGCAGUAGUCGAUGGUGUAUCGAUUCAUCGUGAUCCAACUGAAUUUAUUCCUGAACGAUUUUUGUUCGAAGAUAAAAAUCAUCAUCCCUAUGCAAUGGUUACUUUUGAUGGCGGACAUCGUGCAUGUUUGAGCUAA
Molecule: messenger RNA, 702 nt
Organism: Rotaria sordida
Lineage: Eukaryota; Metazoa; Rotifera; Eurotatoria; Philodinida; Philodinidae
Source: the annotation of a GenBank genome assembly